Molecule: messenger RNA, 570 nt
Organism: Drosophila ananassae
Lineage: Eukaryota; Metazoa; Arthropoda; Insecta; Diptera; Drosophilidae
Exons: 3
Coding region: 106-390 (94 amino acids)
Cellular component (GO): extracellular region
Molecular function (GO): chitin binding
Source: RefSeq, a predicted model, not a curated record
GAAAAAAGAUAAGCGAUGCUGUAGAUUAAAUCCUCUGGGUAUUUAAAGAGCCCUGAACGGAUUCAAGGUUUCAGUGCGUCAAGUGAAGUGAAGAUUUAACCGAAAAUGUGGACUAAAAUUAUUGUAAUACUGGUUGUGAUUCAUUGUUUGGCCGCAUUGCCGGCUCCAGAGCAGGAUGAUGCGGGAUCAUGGAGUGCCGAUGAAGCUUGUAAAGGACUAACCACAACGACACACAUAGAAAACCAAAACGAUUCCACCUGCAAAACAUUUAUUCUUUGCUAUGUCACUAAUUCAUCUACCCAAGCUGUGACUAUAAAUUGUAAAAGCGGAAUGUACUUCGACUCAACAUUAAAAAUUUGCUCCACAAAUAAGCCAGAAAAUUGCACAUAACAUUCUAGACUUUUAAAAAGAAAAUAUUAAAUUAUACCCAAAUGUGUACCAUAUAUAUUUUAGACUGAUGCCAAAACUGGCAAUAGGAUUUCUCCUAUUUACAAUUUACAUUUUAACUAAAUAAAUAAUUGUAAUAUGUCCAACUAAACACAUUUAAAAUAAAAAAUAUUUAAGAAUUUA